Molecule: messenger RNA, 3660 nt
Organism: Trichoderma citrinoviride
Lineage: Eukaryota; Fungi; Ascomycota; Sordariomycetes; Hypocreales; Hypocreaceae
Exons: 3
Coding region: 1-3660 (1219 amino acids)
Source: RefSeq, a predicted model, not a curated record
AUGCUCACCAAAACCUCAGUUGGCGAUGCUUCUUCCUGCGCACAUGGAUGGAAGCCGAGUACGAUGAAGGCCCCUGUCCUGAUCUCAUUCGCCAUCUCAUCAGUCGUCAUCAUUGCCCUACUCGAGUUCCUUGCAGAGAGAAGCCAAAAGCUGGGCGGCCUAUCUCUGGUUGACGAAGCCGACGAAAUCCCCUCCGCCGUUAAUCUCACCUACCUCUACCUCCCUACCAUCAUUGCGGUCCUUUACAGUUUGGUGUGGAGCUGGAUCGAUCUCGACGUCAAGCGGAUGCAGCCGUGGACAGAAGUGUCCAAGCCGGAUGGUGCAACCGGUCGACGGUCAGUCUUUCUAGACUAUCCAGUCGACUUUGUAGCAUUCGUUCCCUUCAAAGCUGCGAAACAAAGGCAUUGGGCAGUUUUCUAUUCAGGAACUGUCAUGGUUCUGAUCUUCUGGAUGAUCACUCCCCUUCAGAGUUCAAUUCUAGGGAAUGGCCCCGUGCUGAUGAACAAAACGGUCACCAUGUCGGCACCGUCCAUGUUCAUGGACUCGUUGACACAAGCCACCUACAUGGACCAGUCUGUGAUGAACUCUGGGUACGCUAUGGCCUGGCUCGAACGGUCCUAUCCCCCCUUCACGACCCCCGACUAUACAUUGAUGCCAUUUCAGCCAGCAGAGUCCGUUCAAGGUAACGUAGCCAACUAUUCCGGCAUUACUACGAAGUAUUGGACGGAUUUAAAGUGCUGGCCAGCUGAGAUAGAGCAUAAGCCAAAGAUGGUUGACGGGUACUACAACUUCAUCAACGGCAUGGGAUGUAAUGCGUCUUCGAUUCCCGCCCACAGCACAAGAAACGAGCACCAAAUGAUGUACAUUGGCUAUCAAGACAGCGCCUGGGGGGAGCUCGCACUCAGCUGGACCUGCUCAGACAAAGCGUUCAAUCAAUUCCUCGCAACCUGGGGCCGAUUCGAUAAUAUCACGGGCGCAAGAGACAUGCAAGCACUGUUCUGCGAAACUUCUUACUAUAAACAAAAUGUGUCAGCCCUGGUUCUGCUGCCUGGAAACGUUCCCGUCGACGAUCAGAUUACGCCCCUAUCGCCUCCUGAGCCACUUCAGGUGACGGAGUUCAACAGCUCUGCGUUCGAAUACCUCGUCGGAAAUGGAAUGUCAUCAGUCGAUGUGCCUCGGGAUUGGCCGUUUUCGCAUCUUCUGGACUUUUACACUCGUUUGACCGAUUUUGGACUGCCUUAUCCGUUCUCUCCGAUGAUGGGACUCAUGGUCGGUAUGAACAACUACACCGUCGAUGCAUACCGGAACACGACCUUGAUGGGAGAAUCGUACCGCUCGGCUCACAAGAUGAUGUUCUCUAUGGCCUUUCACACAAUGCUUGUGAAUAAUACGAGUCCGCACCUGGCAGACGGAAACGCCUUCGUGGUGAAGUAUGGCAUCAUCGUCAGCCGCGUCUUCACAGCCCUGGUGGAAGGAGGGCUUGCUCUUGUGGCCGUUCUCACUCUGGUAUUGUUAUGGGUCUGCCAUGGAAACCCAACCUUGCUGUCAUCGGAUCCCGCGUCGUUGGGUUCACUUAUAGCUCUGGUCCAGAAGAGUCCGCGCCUGCUGAGCAAGUUCAACGGCAAAGGAAACCUAACUGCCGACCAACUCAAAGACCAGCUCGGUGACUGUACGUUUAAGCUAACGUGUAGAUGCCAAGAUGCUUCUGGAGCGACAAAGCUUGAGCUACUGGAAAUACCUAGUCAAGCACAGACAGGACUAUCACAGACGAACUCCGGCCAAGCUGGGUCAGACCAGACAGGUCAUUAUCUGCCAAUCAAGCCAUUUGCUCUGCGGAAGGUUGUUGGGGUUUUAUUUGCGGUGUGCUUAUGCGCAGCUGUCGCCGUUUUCUCAUAUCUGCGACAUCAGGAUACCGUCCUAGGAGGUCUUGUGCGCCCUUCACCGAAUUUCGAAGUCAAUCAACUCUUGACUAGCUACCUACCCACGAUAUUCUCCACAUUGGUCGAGCCAUUCUGGGUGAUGCUGAACAGAUACCUAUGCCUCUUACAGCCGUUUUACGACCUCACAUCUGGGCGCGGGACCGCCAGACGAACGAUUAAGGCUCGAUAUACCGCGUUGCCUCCGCAGCUUGCUCUCUGGCGAGCAUUCCGAUCCGGCCAUCUCCUCCUAGGUGCCAUUUGCAUAAUUGCUCUCCUGGCCAACGUUCUAGCAGUAGGGCUUGGUGCGAUAUUCAACGACAAUCCCAUCCAAAAAGUGUAUCCCGUGGUCAUGUUGCCUCAAAAGCAAGCAAGGCUGGAUGAAAAGGGGCUGAACUCUUUCAACCACGGCAAGGUCCAGCUGGUGCCGACUGAUUACGAAGACCCCGAAUACAACAUCAUGGCGAACAUGUCCUACGGAGCUCCUUUACCACCGUGGACGACCUCCGAGUUUACCUAUCUCCCAGUCAACAUCACGUCCGACACCCCACCAUCAGACGACGAUGAAUAUACCGUCGUGACGACGGGCUUUGGUGUUGAGCCUAAUUGUAUAUCGAUGGGCAACAUAAUCACACAGGACGUGCCACCAACGGUCAAUACGUCGUUUGGCCGAACAGAUCCCCUACCAGAAGGUUGUGCCAAAGAGUACGUGAUAGAGAAUUUGCCACUCAACCACACAAUGUUCACCAAUUUCACGGGACGGGCAGCAGCGGAGGUUGCAAGCAGCAUGCAAACUGGUUCAGGUGGAGGUGGCUCGAAUAUAACAGACUGCCUGCAGUCUUUUCUUGUGGGAUUUUCCAGAUCAGAUAUCACGAAUGAUUCCACUGGGACGCUGAACACGUCUCUUGUCGUGUGCCACCCAGCAUACAAAGUGGCAGACUUCCGAGUCAUAUUCGACAGUGCGGGAUACAUAAAGAAUGCAACACCAGUCAGCGACUUCACAUCUUCGAUACCAUACCCAGACUCAUACACACACCUACCAAUUAUUAGCGAUCUCUUCAGUCGUCUGCAAGAUACAGGCUCUCGCUGGCACAACGACUCUGUCACCCAUGGGUGGGUAAUGUACAUGAUCAAGCUGUUCAGCGGAAACGCAGAGCUUUUUGAUCCUGCGAUGCCCACGCCCGAACCCGAGCAGUACCUGGACACCUUGACAAGCGUCUACAAGGCGCUGUUUGUGAUCCAUGUAACUCUCAACCAAUACGUCUUUACGGAUGCAGAGAAUGGAACCACCGUCAUAGGGAACCGGACAGUAACCGAGACACGGAUCUUCGUCUCGUCAACGGCGUUCAUCACCAGCACGACGAUUCUCGGCCUCUACAUCCUCAUGGUUUUCUUCUUCUAUGGAUGGGGCGUCACGUUUUUUCUUCCGCGGAUGCCCACCAACAUAGGUUCGCUUAUUGCGUAUAUCGCGCCCAGCAAGCUGACUCGCGAGUAUGGCGAGAGCGAGAGCGAGGGCGAAGAGGACGUGGUAAAGGACGGCGAGGUGGUCCCGAAGUACAGCUUCGGGCGAUUUGUCGGCAGCGACGGAAAGGCGCAUAUCGGCAUCGACUAUUCAGACAGGGUGGUGCCGGUGAAUCCGACCUCCCUAGAGAGAGGAGAUACGAGGCAGGGUCCGGGGUUUCUGAAGAGGAGGUUGAUGGGUGAGAAGAGGUUGAAUGGGCAUGAGACAGGAAAUUGGUUAUAA